Molecule: messenger RNA, 3573 nt
Organism: Knipowitschia caucasica
Lineage: Eukaryota; Metazoa; Chordata; Actinopteri; Gobiiformes; Gobiidae
Source: the annotation of a GenBank genome assembly
AUGCAGUUCAACAAUAAGCACCACCGCCUCAGCAACCGCCUCAGCAACCGCCUCAGCAACCGCCUCAGCAACCGCCUCAGCAACCGCCUCAGCAACCGCCUCAGCCACCGCCUCAGCCACCGCCUCAGCCACCGCCUCAGCCACCGCCUCAGCAACCGCCUCAGCAACCGCCUCAGCCACCGCCUCAGCAACCGCCUCAGCCACCGCCUCAGCAACCGCCUCAGCAACCGCCUCAGCAACCGCCUCAGCAACCGCCUCAGCCACCGCCUCAGCCACCGCCUCAGCCACCGCCUCAGCCACCGCCUCAGCAACCGCCUCAGCAACCGCCUCAGCAACCGCCUCAGCAACCGCCUCAGCCACCGCCUCAGCAACCGCCUCAGCCACCGCCUCAGCCACCGCCUCAGCCACCGCCUCAGCAACCGCCUCAGCCACCGCCUCAGCAACCGCCUCAGCAACCGCCUCAGCAACCGCCUCAGCCACCGCCUCAGCCACCGCCUCAGCCACCGCCUCAGCAACCGCCUCAGCAACCGCCUCAGCAACCGCCUCAGCCACCGCCUCAGCCACCGCCUCAGCCACCGCCUCAGCCACCGCCUCAGCCACCGCCUCAGCAACCGCCUCAGCAACCGCCUCAGCAACCGCCUCAGCCACCGCCUCAGCCACCGCCUCAGCCACCGCCUCAGCCACCGCGCCCGCCUCAGCCACCGCCUCAGCAACCGCCUCAGCAACCGCCUCAGCAACCGCCUCAGCAACCGCCUCAGCAACCGCCUCAGCAACCGCCUCAGCAACCGCCUCAGCCACCGCCUCAGCAACCGCCUCAGCAACCGCCUCAGCCACCGCCUCAGCCACCGCCUCAGCCACCGCCUCAGCAACCGCCUCAGCCACCGCCUCAGCACCGCCUCAGCAACCGCCUCAGCAACCGCCUCAGCAACGCCUCAGCCACCGCCUCAGCAACCGCCUCAGCAACCGCCUCAGCAACCGCCUCAGCAACCGCCUCAGCAACCGCCUCAGCACGCCCCCGCUCAGCGACCGCGCCUCAGCCACCGCCUCAGCGACCGCCUCAGCAACCGCCUCAGCAACCGCCUCAGCCACCGCCUCAGCCACCGCCUCAGCCACCGCCUCAGCAGCCACCGCCUCAGCCUCCGCCUCAGCACCGCCUCAGCACGCUCACCGCCUCAGCAACCGCCUCAGCAACCGCCUCAGCACCGCCUCAGCAACCGCCUCAGCAACCGCCUCAGCAACCGCCUCAGCACCGCCUCAGCAACCGCCUCAGCAACCGCCUCAGCAACCGCCUCAGCAACCGCCUCAGCCACCGCCUCAGCAACCGCCUCAGCAACCGCCUCAGCAACCGCCUCAGCAACCGCCUCAGCAACCGCCUCAGCAACCGCCUCAGCAACCGCCUCAGCAACCGCCUCAGCAACCGCCUCAGCAACCGCCUCAGCAACCGCCUCAGCACCGCCUCAGCAACCGCCUCAGCAACCGCCUCAGCAACCGCCUCAGCCACCGCCUCAGCCACCGCCUCAGCCACCGCCUCAGCAACCGCCUCAGCAACCGCCUCAGCCCCACCGCCUCAGCAACCGCCUCAGCCACCGCCUCAGCACCGCCCACCACCGCCUCAGCAACCGCCUCAGCAACCGCCUCAGCAACCGCCUCAGCACCGCCAGCAACCGCCUCACCUCAGCAACGCCUCAGCCACCGCCUCAGCCACCGCCUCAGCACCGCCUCAGCAACCGCCUCAGCAACCGCCUCAGCAACCGCCUCAGCCUACACCGCCUCAGCCACCGCCUCAGCCACCGCCUCAGCCACCGCCUCAGCACACCGCCUCAGCACACCGCCUCAGCCACCGCCUCAGCAACCGCCUCAGCAACCGCCUCAGCAACCGCCUCAGCACCGCCUCAGCACCGCCUCAGCCACCGCCUCAGCCACCGCCUCAGCAACCGCCUCAGCACCGCCUCAGCACCGCCUCAGCCACCGCCUCAGCCACCGCCUCAGCACGCCUCAGCACCGCCUCAGCCACCGCCUCAGCACCGCAACCGCCUCAGCAACCGCCUCAGCAACCGCCUCAGCCACCGCCUCAGCCACCGCCUCAGCCACCGCCUCAGCCACCGCCUCAGCAACCGCCUCAGCAACCGCCUCAGCAACCGCCUCAGCAACCGCCUCAGCAACCGCCUCAGCAACCGCCUCAGCAACCGCCUCAGCACCGCCUCAGCCACCGCCUCAGCCACCGCCUCAGCAACCGCCUCAGCACCGCCUCAGCCGCCUCAGCCACCGCCUCAGCCACCGCCUCAGCACCCCUCAGCCACCGCCUCAGCACCGCCUCAGCCUCAGCCCGCCUCAGCCACCGCCUCAGCCACCGCCUCAGCAACCGCCUCAGCACCGCCUCAGCAACCGCCUCGCACCGCCUCAGCACCGCCUCAGCCACCGCCACACCGCCUCAGCAACCGCCUCAGCAACCGCCUCAGCAACCGCCUCAGCCACCGCCUCAGCACCGCCUCAGCAACCGCCUCAGCAACCGCCUCAGCAACCGCCUCAGCAACCGCCUCAGCAACCGCCUCAGCAACCGCCUCAGCAACCGCCUCAGCAACCGCCUCAGCAACCGCCUCAGCAACCGCCUCAGCACCGCCUCAGCCACCGCCUCAGCACCGCCUCAGCAACCGCCUCAGCCACCGCCUCAGCACGCUCAGCCGCCUCACCGCCUCAGCCACCGCCUCAGCACCGCCUCAGCCAACCGCCUCAGCCACCGCCUCAGCCACCGCCUCAGCCACCGCCUCAGCCACCGCCUCAGCCACCGCCUCAGCACCGCCUCAGCCACCGCCUCAGCACCGCCUCAGCACCGCCUCAGCAACCGCCUCAGCCACCGCCUCAGCAACCGCCUCAGCCACGCCUCAGCCACCGCCUCAGCCUACCGCCUCAGCAACCGCCUCAGCCACCGCCUCAGCCACCGCCUCAGCAACCGCCUCAGCCACCGCCUCAGCAACCGCCUCAGCAACCGCCUCAGCCACCGCCUCAGCCACCGCCUCAGCCACCGCCUCAGCCACCGCCUCAGCCAACCGCCUCAGCACCGCCUCAGCCACCGCCUCAGCCACCGCCUCAGCAACCGCCUCAGCCAACCGCCUCAGCCACCGCCUCAGCCACCGCCUCAGCCCUCAGCCACCGCCCCUCAGCCACCGCCUCAGCCACCGCCUCAGCCACCGCCUCAGCCACCGCCUCAGCCACCGCCUCAGCCACCGCCUCAGCACCGCCUCAGCCACCGCCUCAGCACCGCCUCAGCACCGCCUCAGCACCGCCUCAGCCCGCCGCCUCAGCAACCGCCUCAGCAACCGCCUCCUCCGCUCAGCACCGCCUCAGCCACCGCCUCAGCCACCGCCUCAGCCACCGCCUCAGCAACCGCCUCAGCCACCGCCUCAGCAACCGCCUCAGCCACCGCCUCAGCCACCGCCUCAGCCACCGCCUCAGCCACCGCCUCAGCAACCGCCUCAGCCACCGCCUCAGCCACCGCCUCAGCCACCGCCUCAGCAACCGCCUCAGCAACCGCCUCAGCCACCGCCUCAGCAACCGCCUCAGCAACCGCCUUAG